CCUUUUUUAGACAAACAUGAAAAUUAAUCAAGAAAUUAUACAUUAAAAACACAUUAAAUUAAUUUUCUUGGUUUAUAAAACCUGUAGCACAUAAAACUAUCAAAGGGGAUUUGAGAUUUUAAUUGGACUCAGUAAAACUUGAGGCUCGAAAAUAUUAGAAUCACUUGAAAUUGUGACAAAAAUUGUGUCUAAUAAUAAUAAUAAUAAUAAUAAAAAAGUUUAGCAUGUUUGCUUAACAAAUUAUAAUGUCUAAUGGUGUUUGUCCAGGUUUUGUAGUGCUUGCAGUUAACCUUAAAAAAACACUGAUCUUCUAAUCCCAUUACUUACCACAACACACACACACUUACCCACAAUCCCCUGCCUUCUCCCACAUACUUUAUAACCACUUACCCAACUUUAUACCACUACCAUAUUAAAAAAUCCCCCAAAUUGUUAAACAUUUCCAACGUGAUCAUUCUUCAUUGCUCUAAUGCCAGAAUGCCACGUCCCUAAACAUAAAUAUAUAUAAAUCAUAAAUAGAGACACAUGUCCACUCCUCCACACAGGAGUUAAUCUCCUCCCCUCCCGUGUCUCAGGACGUAGGUGAGCUCUGAAUGUGUUCUCACACAAGCUGGAUAGCUUCACUUAACACAUUAACAAAUGAAUGAAUAAGGGCUCUCUGACCUCAGGAUACCACGUAGCUACACUUCGAGACUUUUGAAAUUUCUCAGGGUUUCUCUUUAUCCCACAGUGAUAAAGUCUUGCAUCAGACAGCAGUCAUGUGACCAACACUUGCCUCACAGGAUUAACUUCACUUGUUUUACAGUUCAUACAUAUUUUACAUUAUGGAUGAUGGAACACUGUUAAAGCACACUUCAGUUGAACUAUUGUAUUGACAGAGCUUGACCUUGCAGACAGUGUUCUUUGGAGGAUUGUUAAGUGUUGUAAAGCUUAAAAUGGAGCUACAGAAAUUAUCAAAUGGUCACCAUAAUCUCAGCCCUGAACGAAUUCCUGAGAAUGGACUUGAUGCCCUUGAAAACAUGACAGAGGGUGAUACCUUCCUCCCCAAUAGGAGCAAUGGGAGGACAGAGACUCAGUUUACAGAUUGCAACGGAAAGACUUCUUUCGGAAUGUCUAUUUUAAACCUCAGUAAUGCCAUUAUUGGCAGUGGAAUUCUGGGAUUGGCUUAUGCCAUGGCCAACACCGGAAUCAUCUUUUUUGUAAUCCUGUUGAUAUUAAUCGCUGUUCUCUCUGCCUACUCCAUACACCUGCUACUGGAGAGUGCAGGAGUGGUUGGGAUCCGUGCAUAUGAACAGCUUGGGUACCAUGCAUUUGGUCAACCUGGGAAAAUAUUAGCAGCAUGCAUUAUAAUACUGCAUAACAUUGGAGCAAUGUCCAGUUACCUGUUCAUUGUGAAAAUAGAGUUACCUCAUAUUAUUCAGGGUCUUUGGCCAGAUAUCUCAGAUUACUGGCUUGUUGAUGGGAAGUAUCUCAUUAUUAUCGUCAGUGUCAUAUUCAUUCUUCCCCUGGCAUUGAUGAAACAAAUUGGGUAUCUGGGCUACACCAGUGGUUUCUCACUCAGCUGCAUGGUCUUUUUCCUCAUAUCUGUCAUCUACAAGAAGUUUGUCACAGAGUGUCCUGAUGAACACAGCUAUAACAAAACUGUACCCAGUGAAAGCAUAUACAACUCCACCAAUGACAUGUGUGAAGCCAAACUUAUAACUGCCAACCCACAGACUGCUUUUACCAUUCCCAUUAUGGCAUUUGCUUUUGUGUGUCACCCUGAAGUGUUGCCCAUUUACACAGAACUCAAAAAUCCAAGCAAGAAACGCAUGCAAAAUGUUGCUAAUAUCUCCAUUUUGGUUAUGUCUGUCAUGUACCUGCUGACUGCCAUCUUUGGCUACCUCACCUUCUAUGGAAACGUGGAGUCAGAGCUUCUGGAGAUGUACAGUAAAAAAGACAUCCUGAUCCUGUGUGUUCGGCUGGCUGUGCUGAUAGCAGUGACACUGACUGUUCCAGUGGUCCUCUUCCCGAUUCGUCGUGCCAUCUUGCAGCUUCUUUUCCCUGAUAAGCCUUUCCACUGGGUGCGUCACAUCUCCAUUGCUGUAUGCCUCCUCUUCUUAGUCAACCUGCUUGUCAUCUUUGUGGCCAAAAUUCGCGACAUCUUCGGCUUCAUCGGUGCCACAUCUGCUCCCAGCCUCAUUUUCAUUCUUCCGGGAAUAUUUUACAUUUGCAUCGUCCCUAAAGAUAAGGAGCCAUUGAAAUCUCGGCCAAAGAUCCAGGCGAUUUUAUUUGUGACACUGGGUUUCAUCUUAAUGAUUAUGAGCAUUACGUUCAUCAUAAUAGAGUGGGUCACCGGAAAGAAGAUAUCGGGUGGCCACUGAGAGAGCACAACCGGAUUCCGAACCUUAAAGACCAAAUCUAAUACAGAACACAAAACUCUUGAACCUGCAACCUCUGCACCACGUUCAGUUUCAUUUAGUUUGAUAGAUAUCAAACAAGUUGGCUAGUUAGCUAAAUUCAAGAAGAAUGCAAAGAAGAGUGGUAACAUAUGAUCUUGAAUAAUUAAAGCUAAGGUGCUCUAAGAACAUUUUGAAAAUAUUUAUGGAAUUUUUAAUGAAAGCCAGUUUUACACACAAAGGUAUUGCUGUUAUGACUGGCAGAUGGAACUUCCUAAACUACACAAUACUGAUGGAAAACAGUGAAAAUGAGAUGAGAAUUCACUCAUCUAUAUGACCAAAGUUGUAAACAUGCAGUUUGAAGUCUACCUCCUGCUUCACAGAGCAAUUUUACCGUUACAGAGUCCAUUUUUACAGCUCAUUGUGCAAAUUAUAGGGUCCAAAAAUCUUUUAUUAGUGAAAAUUCUAGUUUAAUACACAAUUUUAAUUCUAAAAACAGUAUUAUCAGCAUAACAAUAAUAUUCGAAUCUGAUUAUCCUAAACAAUUGAUUUUGAAUCCCACAAAUUAAAUUUGGUCCCAAACCUUUGUACCCCACUGUAUGUGAAUUUCAGUUAAUUAAAAGUCAUUUUAAUGAAUAAUAGGCAGUUCUAUUAUUCAACAUUCCUAAAAAACAGCUUGUAACAUUAUUUAAUUAGGAAGAGUGUACAGGUUUGUGAUGAAUUCCAGCAUUGUUUAAGCACAAUGCUUCAAUGCCAGAGGAAGAACUUGAAGUUAAUUUAUUGUAUUUACAGUUUUUUUUAAUUUGUUGUUGUUUUUUUGUCUUGUUACAUUAACAAAGAAAUGAAAACUACAGUACAAGAUGUCUUACAGUACACAGUCCGUGUUUAGUACAGUUCUCUUCACUGUCAUAUGACAAUAUUUCUUUACUCUGUUUUAGAGAGGAGAAAGAAUAUAAAUGUCUGAAUACUAAUUAUCUAGUAGUAUUCCAGAAAUGCACGACACUGCUGGGGAUUUUUCAUCUUGUAUGUAAUUUUGUUAAUUGUAUAAUUGGAAAUACUUUUUGAACGUCUUGAAAAUUAGCAUACUUUUAACAAACUUGACAAAUGUUGUUGGAAUUAUUUAUUUGUGAUUUACAUGGUGACGCUACACAAUAAUGCUCAAACUAUUGUUGUUGUUGUUAGUGUUGUUUUGUGAAAGGUCACUACAGCAUAACACAGCAUUUAAGGGCCUGCAGAAUUUAUUAUCAACAAUAAGCUCACUGAAAUGUUUCUGUGGUCAUACUAUGCCCAUCUGUGUUACUCCUCAUCAGUAUCUGUGAGUUUACAUGGACCAGGACUAAAAUUGUUUCCUGCUGGACAUUACUACUUAUCAUGAAUGUCAACAUGUAUGAUUGUUUUGUAUAGAUUUUUAUGUACAUAUUGUGUGUGAAAUGGAAGAAACCUUCAAUUAAUUGUUGUACAUGAGUGUACAUAUUCUGUGUACAUAUUCUACAGUCUUUUCCUGCACAGACUGGGCUUGAAUGGUGAUCGAAAAUGAAACGUAAUACUGAACGGAUCAAUAAUUAGUGGGAAGCUUAUUCAAAGAUUUGCAUUUAAUUUAAUUCACAUUUCCUCAUGAUUGUUUUUAUAAAGUGCCUUAAAUAAUAUAAAAGGGAACCACGGUAGCAUUCAGCAGUGGUUAAUUCUUAGAAAUACAUGUAUUUAUUGUUUAACACAUUGAUCCUGAAUAAUAAAGUUGAAAGAUUAUGUAAAAA
Cyprinus carpio (common carp) is the source of this 4132-nucleotide messenger RNA. Its product is annotated as sodium-coupled neutral amino acid transporter 3-like. NCBI's taxonomy places the organism in Eukaryota, Metazoa, Chordata, Actinopteri, Cypriniformes, Cyprinidae. Gene Ontology annotation, biological process: serine transport; L-glutamine transport; L-histidine transmembrane transport. The record is from RefSeq and is a predicted model, not a curated record. Gene Ontology annotation, molecular function: L-glutamine transmembrane transporter activity; glycine transmembrane transporter activity.